UGUACUGGGGUCCCAUUCCGCUCCCUGGAGCCGCUGGCCGGGGAGGUAGCUCGCAGGUCGAUACCCCUCCCCUACUCCCCUCCCCCUCUCCGUCGCCCCGCCCUGCUGUGCUGGGCGGCGGGGCCAGGGGCCGAGCGGAGAGGGUUAUCAUUCAGUAUGGAAGAAUAUGAGUUCUUCGGAGAGAAAACAUUCCAGCAUCAUUGUGCAGAAUUCAUUAAACAUUCACAGCAGAUAGGCGAUGGUUGGGAAUGGAGAACUUCAAAGGACUGUUCUGAUGGCUACAUGUGCAAAAUGCAUUUUCAAGUGAAAACUGGGACUGUGGCAUCCCAUCCAGGGCACACCCAUGUACAGACCUAUCUUCCUACGGAGGACGCCUCAGAGCUACCACUGGAGGAUUUUGAAGCAACUGAGAUGGCAAUGGAAACUGAAGUGAUUAAAUACGAGUAUCAUGUCUUAUAUUCAUACAGCUACCAAGUGCCCGUACUUUACUUUAGGGCAAGCUUUUUAGAUGGAAGACCUUUAACUCUGAAGGACAUAUGGGAAGGAGUCCAUGAAUGCUAUAAGACACGGCUGCUGCAGGGACCAUGGGACACUAUUACCCAGCAGGAGCAUCCGAUACUUGGGCAACCCUUUUUUGUACUUCAUCCCUGCAAGACAGAUGAAUUCAUGACUCCUGUGUUAAAGAAUUCUCAAAAAAUCAAUAGGAUCGUCAACUACAUCACAUCAUGGCUAAGCAUUGUAGGACCAGUUGUUGGACUUAAUCUACCUCUGAGUUAUGCCAAAGCAGCCUCUCAGGAUGAAGAAAGUGUCUAUCGAUAAGAACAUCACCAACUGGAGUGUUUCAAUGUUUCUAUAUAUACUUAUACAGAAGAUGUAUUAAUCAUAUUAUAUUACUGCUCUACCCUUCAGAAGGCAUAAACUAAAAACUCUUAAUAAAUACCCAGCAAAAUGUGUGCCUUACUUGGCUAACUAGUUACCUGUAAGGCAGUGUUUCUUGCUUUGCAAUGGAGUGGAUCACCUAUAGGAAGAGUUUAAUUUAAGGACAGACUAUUCUGAUUUCAGCUGUGCCAAUUACUUGGACAAAUUCUUUCAAAAUUACUUAAGUGCUACCUUUUCCGGACCUCUAACUUAUGAAGUCGGUGACUUGUAACUUAAUAAGAUAAGAUCAGUAGCAUGUGAAUCCCCUCAAUUCCUGGCAGUGGGAAAAGCAAGGGGAUAGCUACUUUUACAUAAAGACUGCCUGACACCUGUCAAAAAUAAGGAUUUCUCUUGAAAUACACAAAGAUUGUCUCCUAGAUCAGGAGUAUUUGAACACUAACAAACAUUCCCUGGAUUUGGGAACCACAGGACUAAGUAAUCUCCAGAUUCUGCUCUAACAAUUUCUGAUUCAUUUGGGCUUUGCUAGGCAAAUAUAAGAGGUAGCACAAAUUAAAUAACUACCCAGUCACAAUUUUUCAAAACGUUUUAAUUCAUUAAUAAUUUGAGACCCAACAAAUUGUUGCAAAAAUAGUAUAGUUUGUGUAUGCCAGCUUUCCCAAAUGAUAACAUCUUUGAUACCCAGAGUAUUAUUUUCAAAACCAGGAAACUGAUAUUGGUACAACACUGUUAAUUAUAUAGACCUUACUUGUGUUUACCAAUUUUUAUAUACACUUUUUUUGGUAUACAGUACUAGGAAAUUCCAUCACAAGUACUGAUAUAUUUAAACACCACCACAGUCAGGACACAGAACUGUUCAACACAGAGACUCUCUGAGAUACUACCUCCAUCCUUAAUCCCUGGCAACCCCAGAUCUCUUCUCCAUGGCUAUAAUUUUGUCAUUUCAAGAGUUUUAUAUAGAUGAAAUGAUACAGGACAUAUGUAGUCUUUUGAGAUUGACUUUUUGUACUUCCUAUAAUACCACUGAGAUCCUCAGAAGUUGUUGCAUGUAACAGUAGUUUCUUUUAUGACUGAGCAGUUCAUUUAUGGAUGUAACCAGUUUAUCUGUCCGCCUCCUGAAGGACAUUCGGAUUGUUUCUGGGUCUUGGCUAUUACGAAGCUGUAUGUGAGUGUAUAGGAUUUUGUGUAGGCAGACAUUUCAAUUCUGUAUAAUCACCUCCGAGUGCAAUUGCUGGAUCUUAUUGUAGGUACGUUUAACCUUACAAAAAACUGGAGUAACUGUAUCACUUCAUAUUUACACCAACAAUGUAUGAUGUCCAGUUUCCGUAGUCUCACCAGUAUUUGGUAUUUUUUUAUUUUAGCCAUUCUGAUAGGUGUAUAGUGGUACUUCCUUAUGAUUGUUAUUUGUAUUUUAAUUGCUAAUGAUGAUCAUCUUUUCGUAUGCUUGUCAUCUUUGUGAUUUAUUCAUUCACCCAUUUUAAAUAGGGUUUUUUCUUUUGAGAUUAAAGAGUACUUUAUGUAUAUUUUGAAUGCAAUCUUCUAUUGGAUUAUGUCAAUUUCAAGUAUUUUUCUCCCUCUCUGUGGUUUAUCUCUUCCUCUCAACAAAAUCUUUCACAGAGCAUAAGUUUCUAAUUUUAGUUGUCCAAUUUAUCCAUUUUAUCUUUUUGUGGAAUGUGCUUUCGGUGUAACGUCUAAGAACUCUUCACCAAAUCCUGUCAUGAAGAUAUUGUUUUCUUCUACAAGUUUUAUAUCUUUACAUUCUACAUUCAGAUAUAUGAUCCAUUUUUAAUUAAAUUUUGCAUAAUGUGAUUUAGGUUAAAGUCCGUUUUGGGUUUUUUUUGCAAAAGGAAGUCCACUUUAUUGAAAAGGCUAUCCAUCCUCCACUGAAUUGCUUUUGUAUCUCUCAAAGAGCAGUUGGUCGUAACUGUACAGGUCUAUUUGUGGACUCUCCUAUUUUAUUGAUCUGUGUGUCUCUCCUCCAGUACCCCCAAUCCUCUUGGUUACUACAGCUUCAAGUUAAGCCCUAAAACAAAGUUUUGUGAUUCUUCCACCUUUAUUCAUUUUCAAUACUGUUUUAGCUGCCCUAGUUCCUUUGCUUUAACAUAUAAACUCUGGAAUUAGCUUUUCUAUUAAAAAAAAAAAAGCUGCUGGGAUUUCUUAAGUUGUGCACCCACGGUGAGCACUUCCUCUCACCACAGCCUGCCCCGCUGGUCUGGCGCAGCACAGCGCCGGGCACAGGCUUCAUGCUGGAUCUUAGGAUGAAGGGUCCAGGUUCACAGGGUGGUGGCAGUGGGGUGGGAGGAAUACACAGGAGGCAGAAGGAACCCAGCCAGUUUCACUUUCGAGUCUGAGAUGCCCGAGAUUGAUUUGCAGAUCACUUAGCCAUAGCAGUUCGGGCAUCCCGGGUGCAUCCAGGAGGCUACAAGGACGAGCCGCCAUCGCAGGGCGCCGCAACUCCGAGGCCCGUAGGUCUUUGCCGGUCAGUUCCGCUGAAGGGUCAACACCGUAGUUAGGGGACGUGCAGAGACUGGCGGGCGGGUGUCGGCAUCGCCCCGCCCUGCUGCCCAAGGGCCAACUGCCUUCCGAGGACCCCACCGGCUCGCGAGGGCUCCCCGCGCCUCGCCGGACCGCAGGGAUGGAACCGCUCGGCCAGGCAUCUCCCUGGAGGUGCACCUGGUCAGCCUCUGGGACUGGCUUAACCGAUCCACUUUUUGUUCAAUUAGAGACUGCUGCGAGACUGCUGCUGAGAUGGAAAGCAAGAACAGCACUCUAAUGUAUUAAUGUUACCAAAUUAACAUGUUCAACACCUUAAUAUUUAUACAAUGUUUCAAUUUAAAGAGCCAGUCUCUUUCCACCCUCGUGAAGACGAUCCCACGAUCAUCCGUGAGCGUUAAGCACAGGUGUGCAGUGUUUGGGAAUCAGUUCUGAGUUGGGAGGAGCAGCAGGUGACCCUGCCAGGCUCAAGUUGGAUUGGCAAGGCAGGUUUGAACAACCGAGAGGUCAGCUUCACUGGAGCAACAGGGAGCAGACACCAUCUCCUGUGCCAUGGUUAAGGACUCUGGUCUUGACCUUAGAAAUGGGAAGCCACAGAAUUCCCUUUCCCAAAUCAUAAACAUGACCUAACAUUAGGAUAGAGAGCAUAACUGAACUAAUGUUGCCAACACAGUUCCUCAGAUCACAGAUUUAAGGCUAACAGUCUCAUUUUGAUGAGAUUUUACCUUUUUCUAUGGUAAUUUUCUAACAAGGAUUUGUGGAGAGUGAACCACCAUAUAUCCAACUUCUAGCUUCAACAAUCAAAACACAACCGUUCUUGACCAUUUCUACCUCAUCACUUCCAUUACUCUGUGCACCUUCAAGUAAAACAAGAUCAAGUUAAGUUACUGGAAAGCUCGGGGCAGUGAACACUUAAAUGGAUCUUUCUCUGCCUGGUCCCCCUUGCUCUUGAACAGGCUUUCCCCCAUGCCCUAGUUUACCUGCCACACACUCCCAUUAACUUCUAUCUACUACACCAUCCAAUGCCUAAGUUUUGCUAUUAAACAGAAUUACAGCAGAUCCUGAUCUUCACCGGCCAAGUACUCUAGCAACUUGAAGGUAGUAUUUAGAAAACUGGGUAACCAGGGAAAUGGAUCCAAGAAUGUACAUUGCCAAGGGUUCCCAAGAUGAUUCCUGUUAGAAGUUUGGUGAGAUUUUAGGGUUCUCUGUACAGAAAUAAUGUGCCUUUAUUGCAGAUUAACUUAUUUAAUUCAUUCUAUGGAGAGGGAGCAACUUUAUUGACAAUUCCAUUUACACUAGGAAAUACUGAAUUAACUGCUUUCCCAAUCUCUUAAAAUUGGUAAAGAUUAUAAUUCAUCUCUUAAGUAAAGACAGA
Manis pentadactyla (Chinese pangolin) is the source of this 4744-nucleotide messenger RNA. RefSeq names its product autophagy related 10 (gene ATG10). Gene Ontology annotation, cellular component: intracellular anatomical structure. Gene Ontology annotation, biological process: protein modification by small protein conjugation; macroautophagy; protein lipidation. NCBI's taxonomy places the organism in Eukaryota, Metazoa, Chordata, Mammalia, Pholidota, Manidae. The transcript is spliced from 8 exons. Gene Ontology annotation, molecular function: Atg12 transferase activity. Bases 157 to 819 code for a protein of 220 amino acids. The record is from RefSeq and is a predicted model, not a curated record.